Seminavis robusta is the source of this 1077-nucleotide messenger RNA. Lineage: Eukaryota; Bacillariophyta; Bacillariophyceae; Naviculales; Naviculaceae. The record is from the annotation of a GenBank genome assembly.
AUGAUGGAAGAAGCGCAAGGGAUGAUUCGCAACUCCCAAUUCACAGUCGAGUUCUCAACGUGGCCGCCCAACCUGGACUUUCGCAAUCUCCAAGAGCGAGUUCUGAUCACGUUGGAGACAAUCUUCUGUCAAGAAGGAAAGGAGGAGGAAGAGAACGAACAGGGUGUUUGUUUGCUCAAGAAUCACAUUGUGGAAAUGGGUGACGGCGAGAGGAGCUUACAAGCGGAAGACACAGUGUUGUUCAUGGCUGUCAAAGACUUUGAAGAAGACUACGACUAUUCGACUUAUUCGGACCCCCUUUCCUGGUCUGCUUGGUCCAUUUCGUUUCUCGUCGUGCGAAUGGGAUCUUCUAUCAUUGAGAAAGUCGUCGAAUCCGACAUGGUCAACACUACAGAAGUCGAACUAUCUGCCGAGAGCAUCUAUGAUGCUGGCAUGGACUUCUUGGAAGCUAGCAUGACUUUCGAAGUCAAUAAAAACAUUCUGGAGGGAACCUUUGAUCAACUCAUGAAUCAAAGAACCGCCAUGGGAACCCGAGUCGUUACCAGCAUUCCAGGAGAGGAACAGGAAACAUUCCACCAGUUACAAUACCCCUUCAUGUCUGAGUCAUCUUCCACCAACUCCCCAGCUGGUACAAAGGGCGAAGAGGACGCCAGCAGCGACGAAAUGAUGUACAUUAUCAUCUUCUUUGCUGGCUUGGGAGCCGGAUUGAUUGUCAUUGUUGUCUUGCUGAUAAUCACGUGCUCUCGACGCUGUAAAGCAAACGAGGAUAGCUCCGAAAACCAUGUCAAAUCUAUGGGAGACAGCACCGACAAGGACAUCUCCAUUUCACAGUCAGGCUCCGUGGAACGGAUAAUCGUCUUGGAUACAUCCAGUGGUUCCAUUGAUCAGAACGAUCCUCUUCGACGUAGCCUCGAAAACCAGGUGAUGAGUCAAGCUGAAGAAGAACUUGCCAGUCCUAUGGGUCGCCACCGACGUUCCGACUCGGGUUCGAUAGCAGAUUCGGUUUCAAUGAUGACAGAAUCUGUGGCCAGCCGAGUCGAUUGGUCGGUAGCAGGCCAAACAGUGGCGUGGGCCUAA